ACAAGUGUGGUUUGACGUUUGAUAAAUGUUAGAAUACAAUACAGUGCAUCUGUUUUCGUGUGAUAAUUCGGAAAUAGUUUAUCCAAAAUUGAAAUAAAAUUACGGAUUGUUACAUUAAUUAAGAAGUUUUUAUAUAUACUACUUUCUUUACGUCUUGAAGAAAAAAAAAACUUCUGAAGAUGUUGGCUUUGAUGAACAGAAUUCUGGACUGGUUCCGGAGUUUAUUUUGGAAAGAAGAAAUGGAAUUAACAUUAGUAGGGCUGCAAUAUUCCGGAAAAACGACAUUCGUUAACGUUAUCGCUUCUGGGCAGUUUAGUGAAGACAUGAUUCCCACUGUUGGCUUUAACAUGAGAAAAAUAACAAAAGGAAAUGUUACCAUUAAAGUGUGGGAUAUUGGAGGACAACCGAGGUUCAGGUCAAUGUGGGAACGUUAUUGUCGUGGUGUAAACGCAAUUGUAUACAUGGUGGAUGCAGCAGACCCAGAAAAAAUUGAAGCUUCAAGAAAUGAACUUCACAAUUUGCUUGAUAAACCACAGUUAGCUGGUAUUCCUGUUCUUGUUUUAGGAAAUAAAAGAGACUUGCCACAUGCUCUCGAUGAAGUUGGUUUAAUAGAAAGAAUGAACCUAUCAGCUAUUCAAGAUAGAGAAAUAUGCUGCUAUUCAAUCUCGUGUAAGGAAAAGGAUAACAUUGACAUUACACUGCAAUGGCUAAUUGCACAUUCAAAAUCCUAGAUUAAGAGUACAGUCAAAUUGUGUGCAUAUACAAGCUAAAGAGUUUAAUGUCAGUGCUCCAUAAUAUCAAUUGACUGUAUGUAGCUUUCAAGAAACCUAGGUCCUACAUUUCAUUUACUAAAUGGUAAGUUUUAAAACCUAAAAAUGCAAGAGUUAUGUAGAUAAAUUCAUUCACUUAAAAAAGAAAAGA
Molecule: messenger RNA, 921 nt
Organism: Agrilus planipennis (emerald ash borer)
Lineage: Eukaryota; Metazoa; Arthropoda; Insecta; Coleoptera; Buprestidae
Gene: Arl8
Product: ADP-ribosylation factor-like protein 8B
Exons: 5
Coding region: 180-731 (183 amino acids)
Biological process (GO): protein transport; anterograde axonal transport
Cellular component (GO): lysosomal membrane
Molecular function (GO): GTP binding; GTPase activity
Source: RefSeq, a predicted model, not a curated record